AUCCCCAGUCCCAAAACAACGUGCUAUUCCUUUCUUGCCUGUGUGAAAUAAAAGCAAACGUCAAAGGCAGAUAGAGAUUAUUGAAUUGCGCAUACUUGGUGUACUUGGUGCGUUUGGUCAAGUGUGUGUGAGCGUGGUAAAGUGUUCAAUUAUCAAAAUGUCUGACUUGAAUUUGAAUGACGACUUAUUGAAUUAUGAAUUAGGUGAUGAUAUCGAUGAUCAAACACUUUAUGGGGCAGAUGAGGAUGAAUUGCUAUUGUCUGACGAUGAGUUGGAAAAAGAUGUUACAAAAGAAGUUAAACAAAAAAUAAAAGCAGAGGCAGAACAAUGGGUUAAUGAACGUAUUCAGGAAAAAGAAGAACAUCAAAAUGUUUCAAAACAAACUAAAACAUCCAGUUUACAAAUAUCAGGAGCUGUUGGCAUUAAACAUGCUGCGAAAUCAAUCAAAGAUACCGCCAAACCAGCACUGGCAGAUGCAACAGAGGUAACUUCUACAGCGGCGUCUCAUGCGUUGGCAAUUGUCCCGCAACAUGGUGAUGUAACAGAUGACGUCUCUACCAGUGAGCAUUCGAUAGCCACACAUGUCGAAUUCAAAGAACCCGCAAAAUCGCAAACACAGAAAGAAUUAAUACAGCACUUACCCCCAGUAUCUACUCAAACAGUUUUACAAAAUGCCACAAAUAUCGACGAAGUGACAUCAAGCAGCAGCAAAGAGGCGGAAAUAGAUCACUCGUCAGUUAUCAGCUGUAGUACUGGCAAUCUAACAGAUUCAUCUUUUAUACAAAGCUCUCAGGAGAGCUUGGGAUUGGCUACACUUAGCGCCAGUGACUUCUCCGAUCCUAGAGAGGAUAUGGAAGAGGAGCGUGAGACGAGAACCAAUAUAAAGACAACAAAUGAACGAGAUUUAGAUACAGGAAUGAAUGAAUCGGCAGAUAAACACCAUUCCCGUUAUGUGCACAAUAAGCGUGGUGGAAACCCUCUGCUGAGACCCCAUUCGAUUCGUGGCUCUUACCAUGGUCAAAGGCCACUCCUGCGAUAUCCGCCAUCACAUGGUAAUUUUUUAUUGACUGCACACGGUUUUCCGGCAGCAAGAAGUAGCGUCGGUUCAGCAACACUAACCCAUACAACCUCCACCCUCAUUCCAGGUCAAUUCCCGUUACAACAACCGUCCUUACCUUACGCACCACACAACACAGUACACGGUCCACCAUCAACUAAUCCUGGAACCAUCGGCCCACCACAGACAAACCCCAAUGCACCGAUUCCUCUCCAUCCACACGAUCCCAUGAAUCCCACCAUCUCCCAUCGACCCCGACAUCCAUAUCCUGGCUUUCGCCCAAGUGGACCUAUGAAUUUUCGCCACCCAAAUCCAGCGAAUAUGUAUCAUCAUGAUUAUAAUACAGGCGCAGGAAUACCUUUUAAUCAGAACUUCGGACCUAUGCCACAUCCAGCACGACCUAUGUUCCGACCAGAACUCGGAGGGGGACCUAUGACAGGAGGCAACAAUGUAGGUCUGGGACCAACUGGGGGACCCAUGGGAAUGAGGCCAAACAUGCGCCUACCACGACCACCUCUGUCAAAUUUAGCGCCGCCAAACUUUAUGAAUAAUCCUGGAAUCAGGCCACCAACACAACAACAACAACAGCCAUUGCCUCAGCAACCAGGUCCUCUGCAGGCACCACAAAAUGUCGGCGUAGUACCAGUGCAAGCGCCUACAAGUGGUAGUGGUGGCCCUUUGCCAUCGACUGCAGUGCGUCCGAGUAAAGUGCUGAUCAAUCCUAACUUCAAAGGAGGCGUACAAGCAGCUACGAACAAGUUUAUAAAAGAAACUCAGUUUAUGUCCACAAUUAGCAGUCAUGUCUCUCACCUACAGAGUGACGAUGAAUUGUUGCGACAACAAGAGGAAUUCAUCAAUAAAAAUCGAGAACACAUUGAGAAACGUCGACAUGAACGCUCACCGCUCGCCUCGCGACGCAGCCGUAGUCGCAGCCGUUCACGAACACUUUCACGUGAGCGAAGUUUUUCACCACCAAAUAAAAGAGGUGGCGCAGGCAGUGGCAGUGGAAGUGCCGGCGGACCGGCUAGUUUACAUUUCGACAGAGAACGCGAGCGUGACCGCGAACGAGACCGAGAACGUGAUCGCGAUCGGGAACGAGAUAGAGAUCGUUUAGAUCGUGAAAGAGAUCGCGAUCGUGAAAGGGAAAGAGAACGUGGUCCUAUCGACCGAGAACGUGGUGUUUUGGGUAGCGGAAAUUCUAACCUAGGACCAAGAGGAAAUCGUUUCCGGCGUGCUAACAGUCGAGAUCGCGAUUAUGAUAAAAGAGCUGCUGGUAGUUAUAUUAAACGGAGGCGCAGUUUAUCGCCUCUACCACGAGCUGGAGGCGGCUUUCGACGUGGUGGCGAUCGCGAACGCCCAGAUGUUGAAGAGGAUGAAGAAACACGUGUUUAUAGGUUGGAAAUUGAGAAACAGAAAGCAUUACGGGAAAAAAUAUUGAAGGACAAAGAAUUAAAGCGCCGGCGCGCAGCCGAAGAAAAACAGUAUGAGGAUCAUCGCCCCACUCAACCUAAUAAUAACAGUAACAACGGCAGCAACAACAGUAGUAAUUCUCCAGGCAAUGCUACUGAGAACCAAACGCAGAAGCUUAAACCGAUUGUGGUCACAGAGCGCAAGAUAAUAUCAUUGAAGAAGCGGCAACAACAACAUUAUUCUGAUGAAGAACUACCACGGCAAAGACCACAACAACAAGACCAACAUCAGCGUACACAACUGUCACACUCGCAGACACAAAAUCAACGCAAACUAAUUCCAACUGCAAAAAUUCUACCGGAAGCCAAACGAAACCUAAAUGAUCAUAUAACGAAUGUUACAAGUAGUAGCAGUGCUAGUGGUGGCAGCGCUGGUAUCAGCAGUGGCGGUGCGAAUAGUGGCAAUAGCAACACUGCUAUAAUAAAACCGGUGCAAAAGAAAGACACACACACACCAACACCGCCACCGGCAGCUAUAUUGAAGCAAACACGUCGUAUGUCCUCACCAAGUGAUGAUGAAGUUGAACUUGACUACGAUGAAGAUGAACUAAUGCUUGAAAUGGAGGAUCGUCUGUUGGCCACACCAACACCAUCCCCACCGCGUAAUGCUGUGUCACGUACGCCUACACCCGAACCAAUAGCACCGCCGCCUAGUAAGGCAAAUAUGCGAUCUAGUAGUCGCAGUUGUAAUAAUAAUUCAAAUUCGCAAAGAUCAUCAUCAUCAUCGGCACCAUUCAGUUCAAGUAAUCGACGAGUCGUAUUAAAAUCAUCAUCAAACACAUCUGGAGGUCGUAAGGAUAGCGAUUUGCACUCAUCCGAGAGCAGUCGCAAUCGUCGCGCGGGCGGCGGAGGAGGCUCAUCAUCGCGCAGCGGUGGCAGUAGUAAUUCUAGGAAGGGCAUAUUUGAUCGCUUGGACACCAGGCGUCAAAUGUAUGAGAGCGGCGGCAACAACAGAGAUGGCGGUGAUGGAAAACGUAACAAAGGUCAACGCAUUGUAUUAAAACAUGAUUAAUACAAGUUUGAAAAUUUAAGAAAGAUAAAAGAAAACAAGAGCAGCAUUAAGCUUUGCACGGAUAAUUUCUGUUAAAGAUUUCUAUAAAAGUGUAGCAUAGAUUUAAACUACACAAAAACGAAUGGUAGUACUAAUUUCCACAAACAUAUUUUAUGAAUUAAAAAGGUAUAUUAUAAUUCACUAUAUAUUUGGAGAGGAUAUUUAAUGCUGUCAGUGAAAUAGUUAAAAUAUAACACGUAUGGAAGUCGUCGGCCUGUAUUGAAAGUGAAGUAAAAAUAUUCGCUCAGCAAAAAAUUAAAAAAUUAUAAGAUCAUGUAAUCAUAUAAUUUAACACAAACAGAACACAUAUGUAUGUAGAAAACACCAGCCCAGCUUAUAUCUUUAAACAACUUAUGUGUAACCUGAUUUUCCCACAAUCACAAGUACAUAUGUAGUAGAAUUACAUAAUAUCCGAAUCAUAAAUAUAACUUAUAAUAAUAUCUUGCUAGGC
Molecule: messenger RNA, 4028 nt
Organism: Ceratitis capitata (Mediterranean fruit fly)
Lineage: Eukaryota; Metazoa; Arthropoda; Insecta; Diptera; Tephritidae
Product: serine/arginine repetitive matrix protein 2-like
Exons: 6
Coding region: 158-3538 (1126 amino acids)
Molecular function (GO): RNA binding
Source: RefSeq, a predicted model, not a curated record